AGGAGGAGCAAGAGGGGGCCCGGGUCACGAGGCCCCAGCACUGCCGGAAAGGACUCUCCACCCCCACCAGCGCCAACACUUGGGCAGGGGGGUGUUCAAAGCCAGAGGUGAAACCCAAGCGAUACGGGAAGCUGCUGCUUCCCUGCCUCAGUUUCCCCUCUGCGUGCAUCCGGGUCCGUCACUCCCAGCCGUGCAUUGGUCGGGGUCCUCCGAGGCCCGGAGCCACUCCAGCGCCUGGGGGGACGGAAGGUGAGGCCCUGAGGGGUGAAGGCUCGGUCCGUCGCCGGCCGGGGGCGGGGCCGCGGGGCCCGCGCUCAGAGAUCCCCGCCCGCCGGUUUCCUCCGGGGUCAGCCCGGCUCCUUAUCAGGCGCGGCCAGUCGGCCAGGCCCUUAUCUGUGCCGGUCCAGCAUCCUCCGGCGCGGCCGGGGGUGAGAGGGAGGAAACUGGGCCGCCGGGGGCGGGGAGAGGGCGGGCCGGCCAGGAGCAGCUCACUUUCCCUCGAGGGAUCCACGCCGCCGUCGCCGCGGCCUUUGGGAGCCCGGGAAGAGGCGCGGCCCCGACGCUGCUGCCGGGAGGGGGCGGCAAGCUCCCGGCGGCCCCGACCGCCGCCGAGGCCGCAUCCGAUUGGGGCCACGGAACCCGGCCUGGAGCCCUGAAGGACAGAGCCAGGGCACUCACCGGACAGCAGGACCAGCGCCGGGGGGGUACCCACUAAGGGAGAGUCCAGGCCAGCUUCUCCAGAGCCUAGGUAGGGAUAACAGGGCAGAGAGGCCAGGAGUCCCAGAAGUUGCUGGGACACUGCAAGCCAUGGAGCCAAACCGUCUAAGCAGAGAUGCAAAGGAGUGGAUGCUGAUGCGGGCUCCAGGUGAGCACCCCCUUGGGGUCCAUGUGCCCGCCCCAGGCCCAGGCAGAGGUGGGCCCCACCAUGACUGAGAAGGCUGAAAUGGUGUGUGCCCCCAGCCCAGUGCCUGCUCUGCCCCCCAAGCCCGCCUCGCCUGGGCCCCCGAAAGUGAAGGAGGUUGGCCACCAAAGCUCCUCACCCCCCAGGCUGCCUCCUGGUGUGCCAGUGAUCAGCCUGGGCCACACCAGGCCCCCAGGGGCAGCCGUGGCCACCACGGAGCUGAGUGCCCUGCGGCCCCCGCUGCUGCAGCUCUCUACCCUGGGAACCGCCCCAACCCCCCUGGCCCUGCAUUAUCACCCUCACCCUUUCCUCAACAGCCUCUACAUUGGGCCAGCAGGACCUUUUGGCAUCUUCCCUAGCAGCCGGCUGAAGCGGAGACCGAGCCACUGUGAGCUGGAGCUGGCCGAGGGGCACCAGCCCCAGAAGGUGGCCCGGCGUGUGUUCACCAACAGCCGGGAGCGCUGGCGGCAGCAGAACGUGAAUGGUGCCUUCGCAGAGCUCAGGAAGCUGCUGCCAACGCACCCGCCCGACCGGAAGCUGAGCAAGAACGAGGUGCUCCGCUUGGCCAUGAAAUACAUUGGCUUCCUGGUGCGGCUGCUGCGCGACCAGGCGGCCGCUCUGGCCGCAGGCCCCGCCCCGCCCGGGCCCCGCAAACGGCCGGCGCCCCGAGCCCCACACGACGGCUCCCGCCGCGGGCCUUGUCGCAGGGCCGAGGCCGCGGUGCGCUCGCAGCCCGCGCCCCCGGCCGGCCCCGACGGCAGCCCCGACGGGGCGGCCCGGCCCAUCAAGACGGAACGAGCGGCCGUGAGCCCUGAGGUGCGGUGACCUCCGCGGCGUUGCCUCUGAGCCGAGGAGCACCGGGAACUCCGCCCAGGGCGGUCGGGGAAAGGGCAGCCGAUGCCCUGCGCCUGCUGUGGAGCGAACUGCCCCAAGAGGGACCAGUGAGGACGUCCCCAACGGGGAGAAGGGCCCCGGGGUCCGGAAGGGCGGCUGUCGCCCCCAGGGGUCUUGCAGACCUUUAUAUCUAUAUCACCCGGCGCCCGCUGGAAAUGGCCUUUCCCGCAUCUCCCUCCCGGGGCCGGGGGCCGGGGACCAACAUGGCAGCCUGGUCAUCGGACUAA
Canis lupus familiaris (dog) is the source of this 2022-nucleotide messenger RNA. RefSeq names its product LYL1 basic helix-loop-helix family member (gene LYL1). The transcript has 6 exons. The record is from RefSeq and is a predicted model, not a curated record. The coding region runs from base 887 to 1726 and encodes 279 amino acids. Gene Ontology annotation, biological process: regulation of transcription by RNA polymerase II. Gene Ontology annotation, molecular function: DNA-binding transcription factor activity, RNA polymerase II-specific; protein dimerization activity; RNA polymerase II cis-regulatory region sequence-specific DNA binding. NCBI's taxonomy places the organism in Eukaryota, Metazoa, Chordata, Mammalia, Carnivora, Canidae.